This is a messenger RNA of Spirodela intermedia, 603 nucleotides long. The record is from the annotation of a GenBank genome assembly. Lineage: Eukaryota; Viridiplantae; Streptophyta; Magnoliopsida; Alismatales; Araceae.
AUGGGGAGAAGCAUUCCUUCUGUGGAACCCGCCAGAGGGCUCUCCCACCACCACCGCCACCUUCUGUGGCUCGCUCUUCUCGCGGCCUCCCUCGCCGCCACCGUCGCCGUCGUGGGCCUUCUCUGCGGCUCGCGCCACCACAGAUCGUCGCCUUCGUCGCCGCCGAGAGGGCGGCGGAAGCCGCAGGCGCAGGCGGCGUCGCCAUCACAGCAAAGCCGAGAGCCCAUCGUCGGCGACGGCGACGGACCGCCGCCGACGAAGCCGGGAUCGCGGAGGGGGCUCUCGCUCUCGAUGAACCUCAGCAUGAAGCUCCCUGAGGGGCUGUCGAAGAUCCGUACUAGCAGAAGAGAGCAUCAGAAGGUGGCGGAAGAGGAGGAGGAGGCUUCGAUAUGGACGAAGGCGAUAAUCUUGGGGGACAAGUGCAAGGUGCCCGAGGAGGACGACGAGUCCUUCGUGAUCUGCGACGAGAAGGGCAACCGGCAGAAGAGCUACCGGCCGAGGACGCCCAGGUCCCUGCCGGUCUCUCGGGCCAACUCAUUCUCCGAUCGGGACGCCGGCGCCGGCGCCGCCGUGCCUGCGGUGACAGGCCUCUCCUCGUUCUGA